AGCAUACAAGAUAUAUCAAUGGCAUUGGAAUGGGUAGUACUAGGGUACGCUGCCGCUGCGGAGGCUAUAAUGGUGCUCCUUCUUACUCUACCUGGUACCCAUAUUCUUCGUAAAGGCAUAACCGGGGUUACUCGCAAAUUAUUGAAACCGUUUUUAAGUAUCUUACCUUUCUGUCUAUUUCUAAUGAUGGAUUUAUACUGGAAGUUUGAGAAAUGGCCUCGCUGCAAAUCACCGGAAUCAUGCACGAUAGCUGAGGUUCUCCGGCACCAGAAAUCAAGAAUGAAAUUGGAGAAGAAUGCUUUAUUAAUUGCUGCAGCUCUAAUGUUGUAUUGGCUUCUUUACUCUGUUACUCAUCUUGUUGUCAAGAUUGAACAGUUGAAUCAGAGAGUUGAGAGAGGAUUGAAGAAUAAGGAUUGAUCUUAUUA
This is a messenger RNA of Impatiens glandulifera, 425 nucleotides long. RefSeq lists its product as uncharacterized. The coding region runs from base 19 to 417 and encodes 132 amino acids. NCBI's taxonomy places the organism in Eukaryota, Viridiplantae, Streptophyta, Magnoliopsida, Ericales, Balsaminaceae. The record is from RefSeq and is a predicted model, not a curated record. The transcript has a single exon. Gene Ontology annotation, cellular component: endoplasmic reticulum membrane; endoplasmic reticulum. Gene Ontology annotation, biological process: intracellular protein transport; endoplasmic reticulum to Golgi vesicle-mediated transport.